ACACGAAGUUUAUAUUCAUUCAGCUCGUUUCAAGUGGUUAAACCGUUCCAGAGAGAGGGAGAGCGAAGCAAGCCUGGGAGCUUUACUAAAAUAACUGGUUCGUAAAUCACGUCAACGGAAUGGAUUAAAACCAAUUUGUCAAACUGGAAAUAAAAAAGAAAGCAUGGCCAGCUCUGACAGUGAGGUAAAAACGUUGCUGAACUUUGUGAACUUGGCAUCAAGCGACAUCAAGGCAGCCCUGGAUAAGUCCGCCCCGUGCAGGCGCUCCGUGGAUCACCGCAAGUACCUGCAGAAGCAGCUGAAGCGCUUCUCUCAGAAGUACUCCAGGAUGCCCCGCUGCCACGCGCAUCGAGCCCCCGACUCUGCCCCCAAACCCAUCGAGGACAAGCCCACCCCGCUCACGCACGAGAGCCCCGCGUUCCUCCCCCACCUGACCGAAAAGCGGGAGCCACGCGCAGAGCGCCUGGACCCAAACCCCGACCGGGAAGAGGACCCAUCCCGCGCAGGACAGCUGCCCAUGCGCAAGCGGCAGCUCCCGGCCUCAUUCUGGGAAGAACCCCGCGCUCCUCACGGCGCGCACCCGUGUUUUCACCACGCGUGGAAGAGGAGAGCACACGCGGGGACUCGCACGCAGAGAGAGUCCGGCGGAGAUGAGCGAGCAGCCGACCUGCUGCCCCCUGCCCGCCGCGGCUCUCCGGACCUGGAGCCGCUCAGAGUGGCGCUCACGUGUGGGUGCGCUCCGUUCCAGUACCGCGGGUCCCAGGCUCUCCACACACACGCGCACACGCACCUCCUGCUGCCCCAGGCCAGUCUCGCCCACGUGGGUCUCAGGACCAAAAUCGGCGGAACUGAACUGGACAUGCAGAAAGUUCCGGACGCUCUUAAAAACAGCACAACUCACGUGGUGGUGAAACCGAUUCCCACUAAACCGGUUUCAACUUCUAUUUUCAGUGUUUUCGGGUUCAUUUAGACCGGUUUAAGUGUGAAUUAACUAGACAUAAUUGGAAACAUUUGAACUAUAAACAAUAUAAAAUACACAUACAUACCCAGCUUCCCUUUCUGGUUCCCAGAACAUUCGUUUUUUUAUUGAAACUAUGUAGUUUCUGGCUGGAUAAGCAUUACAGUUUUUGUAACAUUCUCAAAAUGUUUUCAUAAUCCUAAUCUUGUGACAUCAGUUGUGUAAAGCUUGGAAAAAAAUGUUUUAAUGUUGUGGGAUCAUAAGAAAAGAUUACAUGAACGUAAGAAUAUACACAUGGGGUAUAUAACUUUAUGGUUUCCAAUGAAAUAACUAUAGAGGAAUCUGUAUAAGCUGGGUGUAUAUGUGUAUAAAAGGCUGUUCUGGAAGUUUCAUGCAGUGGUUAAGAGCAGGGAUGCACAAUAUUGCGAGGAAAAAACAGACAUUGCAUUAUUUUAUCAUUGCACUACACACAUGUUGACCAAUUUGACCUAAAUUGAUUAAUCCAACUUGUCAUGAUAAUAAUAACUUGCACUGUGUUGAGGACUGGAGACAAUUAAAUGAUAUUGGGCAGAUAAAUGAGAAAAGUAAAAAAAAAAAAACAUUUUGUUAGACAAGCUGUAGAAUGACCUGUAUGACUUAAAUUUGGCUUCCUUGUAAAUGCAAGUCCUGCGAAGUCCCGUCGAUGCUCCAACGAUAUAUUGUGCAGCCCUAUUUGAGAUGUAACAUCACUGGAUAUAUUCUUAAUGGUUUCAUGUAAUUGCUUAUAUGAGAUGCAUACUUUUGAAUAUCUGACUCCUGUUUCCACCACUAUGAACAAUUCUGGUGUAUUUCACAACAAACUACUCUUAAGAUACAUUGUUUACAUCCUAACAGUUUAAUUAUGCAGAUAUUUUGAGAAAUCAUCUGCAUUGCUCUCCAAGUUUAAAUUCCUGCAUUGUUAAAUUUGUAAUUGUUUUGAAAUAGGCCUUAGGCCAACCAAUUUCUGAUUAAGCACUUAAAAGCACAAAUAAAUAAAUGUAGCAAACACAAAUCCAGCUAUAGUAGCUUGUUACUGAGGCAGUGUGUGUCCGUGCUCUUGCCUUACCCUGAGACCCUGUUUUAGAAAAAGUAAUUAAUGUCUAAUAUUAGCCUCUGUGAUAAUAGCACUGAGUAUAACUAACCCAUUUUGCUGUAGUUAUUUAUGAGCACCCAUCCUGUUUUUUUUUCAUGCUGUUUUUAAGGAUCUGUGAUGUCAGUGAUAUUUCAAAAUAGAGACCAGCCAUGUCAGGAUUUGAGUUAAUGCAACUAUCUAUUCACCCUGUUUAAGGAAAUAUCAUUUUUGUUUGGGCAAAAACUUGGAUGUCCAAAAUGGCAACUCACAGAAGAUGAAGAAAAACUUAACUUUCAAUGGAAGUGAAUGUAAAAAAGACAUUUUGGUCCAUUCAACACUUUUGUGAAGUAAUUACCUUACGUCAGAAAUGAAAAACAUGAAAACUGGAAAUACAAGGUUUUCACAAAACAGUUAUGAUAUUUAAGCACUUAGAUAUAUUCACGAUGACUAGGAUAUGCUACAUCAAAUGACCUAGAAUCAGUAAAACAGUAAAAGAAUCUCAGUUUAUUUUCA
Messenger RNA from Astyanax mexicanus (Mexican tetra), 2561 nucleotides. Its product is annotated as protein FAM181A. Lineage: Eukaryota; Metazoa; Chordata; Actinopteri; Characiformes; Acestrorhamphidae. The transcript has 2 exons. The coding region runs from base 164 to 970 and encodes 268 amino acids. The record is from RefSeq and is a predicted model, not a curated record.